CUUGUCGAUUUCACUGAGCGCUCCAGGUUGGGAGCAAUUCAGUUGAUUUCCCCACUACCCCGCCCCCCUUCCUCUUUUCUCCCCACCCCUCCCAUCUCAGCCCGGUGGAGGAUGAAGCGGCUGCAGUGGCCCCAGCCCCAGCAGCGGCACCGGCGGUGGCUGCGGUGGGGGUGGCCGGAACUGGGGUGGUGAAGAAGCGGUGGUGGCGGCGGCGGCGGUGGCGGUGGCUGAAGGAUCGGCAGCCGCCCCAGCCGCUUCCCCUGUGCUUCCCUUCCUCUUUAGUGCAGCCGGGAAGUUUUUCGCUUCUGUGCAUGUGUGUGUGCGUGAGUGUGGGUGUGUAAGGUGAAGGUUUGGUCGGCGUUUGUGCAGGCGUUGGGUUUUUUGCCCACUUCUCUUCCCGUAACCCGGGUAGCUCCCGAGCCUGGGCUGUGGCCCGAAGAGGGGGCGCGGCGGCGGGCUCUCUCCUUUUGUUGUUGUUUCCUCCGCCUGUGGAGCUGAAGGGGGAACGCGCCUGGGUGGGGCGGCUCGGAGCCCGGGCCUGGUGGCCCCCGGGGCUCCCGGGCGGGUAGAGCAGGGCAGAGGAGAGCGGGCUUCAACAUGAUGGCGGCCGAGGCCGGCAGUGAGGAAGGCGGCCCGGUCACCGCCGGGGCAGCUGGAGGCGGCGCCGCCGCGGGCUCGAGUGCUUAUCCGGCAGCGUGUCGGGUGAAGAUACCCGCGGCCCUGCCUGUGGCAGCUGGCCCCUAUUCUGGGCAGGCGGAAGCUGGAGUGGCCGGGACUCUGGGUGGAGGAGCCGCUCUGGGGUCAUCGAUCCUGGGACCUGGGUCUGUGGCUGGGGCACUGGCGGGAGCCGGACUGUCAGGGGGAGGUGCUGCUGCUGGCGUGGCUGGUGCUGCCGCUGCCGGACCCGGCGGGGAGAUGGCUCUCACCAAGGGGACCACUUCGUUGCCUACUGAGACGUUCGGGGCAGGCGGUGGAUUCCCUCCUCUGCCGCCUCCUCCUCAGCUGCCCCCGUUGGGCGCGGGCCUGGGAACAGUGGACGAAGGUGACUCUCUGGAUGGACCAGAAUACGAGGAGGAAGAGGUGGCCAUCCCGCUGACCGCUCCUCCAACUAACCAGUGGUAUCAUGGAAAACUUGAUAGAACCAUAGCAGAAGAACGCCUCAGGCAGGCAGGGAAGUCCGGCAGUUACCUUAUAAGAGAGAGUGAUCGGAGGCCAGGUUCCUUUGUACUUUCAUUUCUUAGCCAGACAAAUGUUGUCAACCAUUUUAGGAUUAUUGCUAUGUGUGGAGAUUACUACAUUGGUGGAAGACGUUUUUCUUCUCUGUCAGACCUAAUAGGUUAUUACAGUCAUGUUUCCUGUUUGCUUAAAGGAGAAAAAUUGCUUUAUCCAGUUGCACCGCCAGAGCCAGUAGAAGAUAGAAGGCGUGUUCGAGCCAUUCUCCCUUACACGAAAGUACCAGACACUGAUGAAAUAAGUUUCUUAAAAGGAGAUAUGUUUAUUGUUCAUAACGAAUUAGAAGAUGGAUGGAUGUGGGUUACAAAUCUAAGAACAGAUGAACAAGGUCUUAUUGUUGAAGACCUAGUAGAAGAAGUGGGCCGGGAAGAAGAUCCACAUGAAGGCAAAAUAUGGUUCCAUGGGAAAAUUUCCAAACAAGAAGCUUAUAAUUUACUGAUGACAGUUGGUCAAGUCUGCAGUUUUCUUGUGAGGCCAUCAGAUAAUACUCCUGGUGACUAUUCACUUUAUUUUCGGACCAAUGAAAAUAUUCAGCGAUUUAAAAUAUGUCCAACACCAAACAAUCAGUUUAUGAUGGGAGGUCGAUACUAUAACAGCAUUGGGGACAUCAUAGAUCACUAUCGAAAAGAACAAAUUGUCGAAGGGUAUUAUCUUAAGGAACCUGUACCAAUGCAGGAUCAAGAACAAGUACUCAAUGAAACAGUGGAUGGCAAGGAAAUUUAUAAUACAAUUCGUCGUAAAACAAAGGAUGCUUUUUAUAAAAAUAUUGUUAAAAAAGGUUAUCUUCUAAAAAAGGGCAAAGGAAAAAGGUGGAAAAAUUUAUAUUUUAUCUUAGAGGGCAGUGAUGCCCAACUUAUUUAUUUUGAAAGUGAAAAACGAGCUACAAAACCAAAAGGAUUAAUAGAUCUCAGUGUGUGUUCUGUCUAUGUUGUUCACGAUAGUCUCUUCGGCAGACCAAACUGCUUUCAGAUAGUGGUUCAGCACUUUAGUGAAGAACAUUACAUCUUCUACUUUGCAGGCGAAACUCCAGAACAAGCAGAGGAUUGGAUGAAAGGUCUACAGGCAUUUUGCAAUUUACGAAAAAGUAGUCCAGGAACAUCUAAUAAACGUCUGCGUCAGGUCAGCAGUCUUGUUUUACAUAUUGAAGAAGCCCAUAAACUCCCAGUAAAACAUUUUACUAAUCCAUAUUGUAACAUCUACCUGAAUAGUGUCCAGGUAGCAAAAACUCAUGCAAGGGAAGGGCAAAACCCUGUAUGGUCAGAAGAGUUUGUCUUUGAUGAUCUUCCUCCUGACAUCAACAGAUUUGAAAUAACUCUUAGUAAUAAAACAAAGAAAAGCAAAGAUCCUGAUAUCUUAUUUAUGCGCUGCCAAUUGAGCCGGUUACAGAAAGGGCAUGCCACAGAUGAAUGGUUUUUGCUCAGCUCCCAUAUACCAUUAAAAGGUAUUGAACCAGGAUCUCUGCGUGUCCGAGCACGAUAUUCUAUGGAAAAAAUCAUGCCAGAAGAAGAGUACAGCGAAUUUAAAGAGCUUAUACUGCAAAAGGAGCUUCAUGUAGUCAAUGCUUUAUCACAUGUAUGUGGACAGGAUCGAACACUACUGGCUAGCAUCCUACUGAGGAUUUUUCUUCAUGAAAAGCUUGAAUCCUUGUUGUUAUGUACACUAAAUGACAGAGAAAUAAGCAUGGAAGAUGAAGCCACUACUCUAUUUCGAGCCACAACACUUGCAAGCACCUUGAUGGAGCAGUAUAUGAAAGCCACUGCUACACAGUUUGUUCAUCAUGCUUUGAAAGACUCUAUCUUAAAGAUAAUGGAAAGCAAGCAAUCUUGUGAGUUAAGUCCAUCAAAGUUAGAAAAAAAUGAAGAUGUGAACACUAAUUUAGCACACCUAUUGAACAUACUUUCAGAGCUUGUGGAGAAAAUAUUCAUGGCUUCAGAAAUACUUCCACCGACACUGAGAUAUAUUUAUGGGUGUUUACAGAAAUCUGUCCAGCACAAGUGGCCUACAAAUACCACCAUGAGAACAAGAGUUGUUAGUGGUUUUGUUUUUCUUCGACUUAUCUGUCCUGCCAUCCUGAAUCCACGGAUGUUUAAUAUCAUCUCAGAUUCCCCAUCUCCUAUUGCUGCAAGAACGCUGAUAUUAGUGGCUAAGUCUGUGCAGAACUUAGCAAAUCUUGUGGAGUUUGGAGCUAAGGAGCCUUACAUGGAAGGUGUCAAUCCAUUCAUCAAAAGUAACAAGCAUCGUAUGAUCAUGUUUUUAGAUGAGCUUGGGAAUGUACCUGAACUUCCGGACACUACAGAGCAUUCUAGAACUGACCUGUCCCGUGAUUUGGCAGCACUGCAUGAGAUUUGUGUGGCCCAUUCAGAUGAACUGCGAACACUCAGUAAUGAGCGAGGUGCACAGCAGCAUGUACUGAAAAAGCUCCUGGCUAUAACAGAACUGCUUCAACAGAAACAAAACCAGUAUACAAAAACUAAUGAUGUCAGGUAGCAGCCUUUACCUCAGUGUUCUGCAUGGAUCCAGCAUGCCCAACAUGAUUUGAAAAUGAACUCUUCGCUAUGCUGAUUAUAGAAGGUAAUUAAACCAGGAAAAUUUGCAUAAUAAGAAUUCAUCUCAUCAGACAACUCCAGUGAUAGGAAUAAAUGUUACAGAUGUGACCCUCUGCCUCUGAUUAUUUGCAUCUGACUUGCCAGGUAUAGUUUUUUUUUUUUUUUUUAAAAAAAAGGGUAGGUGAAGAAUCCCUGAAGAUUAAAAAAAUGACAAAAAUUUAGCAUGUCUAUACAUCCCUACUGCCUUCUAUGAUGACCUUAGGAGGGAUUCUUCAUGAAGUAACUACUAUACUGCUUCAGAACAGGCUAAGAUGGAAGUGAGAAAAAUUCCUGUAAUAGACAAUGUACAUAAAGAUGCAAAAAAAAAAAGCUUUCUAAUACCCACACCUCUGUCUAUAAUGCCCGCACUCUGGAACAAUAAAAUCUUAACACUAUUGUCAUACCAGAAUAAACAACAACAGUAAGCUAAAAUUUACCUUUGAGAACAUACCUCCUCAUGUUUGGAUUUCUUUGAGACAUAAUCAUCAUCUUCAUAACCUUUCCUCUUCUUGCUGUAAUUAAGCAACCAUCAAUAAGCAAUCUAAUACUGGCAACAGAAUCUAGCAUGGUUAAGCUAGCAAGAUUCUGUAGAUCUCUCAAACAAGCUAUCUUUUUUUGAGAUAUCUACAGAACCCUGGAUAAAUGGAAAAAGGUGAAGAAUUAUGGGGAGGAAGGCAAUUAUCUUUCAAAUUACUCUUUAAAGACAGUGCAGUUUGCAGAGUUCCUUGGUGAUCUGGCAGUUAGGAUCAGUGCUUUCAUCGUUGUGGACCGGUUUUGAUUCCUGGUCUGGGAAUUGAGAUCCCAUAUCAAGGUGCUGCAUGAUGCAGCAAAAUAAAAAAAUUCAAUCCAAUUCUAAUUAAAAUCCUAAUAAAAUUUUUCCUAAGCUUAACUCUGACCAGGAAAAGAUUACACAAAAAUAGCAAAAGAAUAUGAAAAAGAACAAAAUAUGGGGAGCAUGUCCCACCUAACAUCAAAACAUACUUUAUAUAAACUAUGGUAAUUAAAAGUAUGGUACAGUCAUUCUUUGACAUCUGAGGAAGACUGGCUCCAGGAACCCCACCCCCACCCCUCAAGAUACCAAAAUCCUGAUGCUCAAGUCCCUUUUAUGAAAUGGUAAUAUUAGUACAUUUGGUGCUCUGCAUCCACAGAUAUGAAGGUCUGUCUGUAUUAGCAAAGAGUUAAAGAUCAAUGAUCAGUACAAAAUAUAUAUAGGAGUUUAAUCUGUAAUAAAUGACUAUUUUAAAUAACUAGAGAAAAUCAUGAAAUAUUUUUAAAUGGCUGAUACAAGUUUACUUUGAACAAAAAUUAAUGAGAUUUCUACCUCAAACCAAUCACAUACAAUUCUAAAUAAUUUUAACAGCUAAACAAAAGGCAAAAUACAGAGUAAGACACGGUGUUCAGGUGUAUGAGCAUACAGCAAAAGACAAGCUGCCUAUGUCACAAAGUAAAAGAAGCAACAAAAGAAAGUAGGUCUAUGAUAAAUAUAAAAAGAGGAGUAUAUAAAAAGAACCAUAAGAAAACAAGACCAGAAAGUUGGGCAGGGGUUAUAAUUAUGCAAUACAGAAGAAACAUGAUUAUUUGACAUAGAAAUAUCAGUAUCAGAAUAAUAAGAGAAAUGCAAAUAAAAAUACCGAUGUGAUAAUUAUUUCUUCACCCAGACUGGCAGAAGUUAAAUACUGAUACUAUUAAAUGUUGUACAAUGUGUAUGAAAACAAUGAAAAGGAAAAAAACCCUUUUCUAAAUAUAUAAUAGUGAAAAGCUUGGCAAAGAUAACUAUAAGUUACCUCUCGGGAUGAAACUGGGAUUUGGGUUUUGGUUAAAGAGAACUCUGGUUUACCUGUAUUAAAUUGGCUUUAAUAAUGACACUAUACUACUUGUGUAUUAAAAAAGAUAAAAAAUUUUAAAGACCAAGAAAAAAUAUUUUAUCCUAAAGUAGUGCUUGUAAGUGUGAUUUAUGGACCAUUUCCAGCGUGCAAUGAGAUAAGUAGAGAAAUUGAGUGUGUGUUUAGAAAUUUUUAUAGGAAUUUGAUAGAUUUAUUUAUGACUACUGAAUCUAAUAAAAUUUAAGCUUAUUGAAUCUAAUAAAAUUUAAGCUU
Messenger RNA from Phacochoerus africanus (Common warthog), 5914 nucleotides. RefSeq names its product RAS p21 protein activator 1 (gene RASA1). Gene Ontology annotation, molecular function: protein binding. Gene Ontology annotation, biological process: regulation of GTPase activity. The coding region runs from base 598 to 3720 and encodes 1040 amino acids. The record is from RefSeq and is a predicted model, not a curated record. Lineage: Eukaryota; Metazoa; Chordata; Mammalia; Artiodactyla; Suidae. The transcript has 26 exons.